Messenger RNA from Ambispora leptoticha, 795 nucleotides. Lineage: Eukaryota; Fungi; Glomeromycota; Glomeromycetes; Archaeosporales; Ambisporaceae. The record is from the annotation of a GenBank genome assembly.
AUGGUGGCACAUCAUGAUAAUAUAAUACGAUUCUUUGGAAUCACACAAGAUCCGAACACCGAAAAAUAUUAUUUGGUUCUUCAAUUCGCUAACAAUAGCGACCUUCGUGAUUAUUUGAGAAAUAAAUUUUCAGAAUUAGAUUGGGAAACUGAGAUUAGUGGGAUUAAUUGUUUACACAACGCAAAUAUUGUUCAUCGUGAUCUUCAUGAUAAGAAUAUAUUAGUGCAAGUUCGUAAAUUAAUGAUUACGGAUUUUGGCAUAUCCAAAUCAGUAGAAAUAACUCCAAAUCUAUUUCUGCUUCUGAUAGUUAUAGUCUCAAGUGGUUUACCUCCCUUUAGAGAUAAGUCUAAUUUAGAGAACAAUGUUUUAAUCAAUUAUUACAACGAUUUAAUCAAUUACAAACCGUUAGUCCGAAAUCACAAUAGUUAUCGUGGUGUAAUUUAUAGCAUAAUGAGCAGAUAUGAAGAAUCACUAGUAGAUUUAGAUAAGUCUUUAGAAAUUGAUCCGAUUAAUACAUCGGCGUUAGCAAUUCGCGGAAUAACUUAUCAUAUAACGAGCAAGCACGAAGAAUCUUUAGCAGAUUUAAAUAAAUCAUUAGAAAUUGAUCCAAAUUAUGUAUCUGCAUUAGAGCAACGUGCGUGGCGCAUGAUGAACAGCUACGAAGAAUCACUAGCGGAUUUAAAUAAAUCAUUAGAAAUUAGACCAGAUAAUGCACGCGCGUUGGAUAAAUACGAAGAAUUACUAACAGAUUUAAAUAAAUCAUUAAAAUUGAUUCAAAUCAUGAAAACUCACUAA